AUGGAAUUUGUUGCUCAAGCGCGAGGUCCUCAUCCACAUCGGGCAGGCGGGGUGCAGAUGGGCAAGCGUGGCUGGGAGCUGUACUGGCUGGAGCACGGCAUCCACCCGAAGGCAGAUGCCGUCCGACACAAGCGAGACGCGCCGCCGCAAGCACGUGCCCGCGCCGUCUCGUCGACCCUCGAGCCAACCGUCGACGAUUCAAUGCCAAUGUUGAAUAAAUUCUCGUACGUUUACAUUGGAGCACGAGCCACCUGCGCUGUUGCAGAUGAGGUGCGCACCGGCACGUACCGCAACCUGUUCCACCCGGAGCAGCUCAUCACGGGCAAGGAGGACGCCGCCAACAACUACGCAAGAGGGCACUACACAAUCGGCAAGGAGUGCAUCGACCUGACGCUGGACCGCAUCCGCAAGAUGGCGGACCAGUGCAACGGGCUGCAGGGCUUCCUGGUGUUCCACUCGUUCGGCGGCGGCACGGGCUCGGGCUUCGCGUCGCUGCUCAUGGAGCGGCUGUCCCCCUACAACGCCAUCCUGUACACGCACCCGACGCUGGAGCACUGCGAGGUGGCGUUCAUCGUGGACAACCAGGCCAUCUACGAGAUCUGCCGCCGCAACCUGAGCAUCGACCGCCCCACCUACACCAACCUGAACCGGCUCAUCGGCCAGAUCGUGUCCUCCAUCACGGCCUCGCUGCGCUUCGACGGCGCGCUCAACGUCGACCUCACGGAGUUCCAGACGAACCUCGUGCCCUACCCGCGCAUCCACUUCCCGCUGGCGACCUACGCUCCGGUGCUGUCGGCGGAGAAGGCGGGCCACGAGCAGAUGACGGUCGCCGAGAUCACCAAGGCGUGCUUCGAGCCCAACAACCAGAUGGUGAACUGCGACCCGCGCCAGGGCAAGUACAUGGCCGUCUGCAUGCUGUACCGGGGCGACGUGGUGCCCAAGGACGUCAACUCGGCUAUCUCCAUGAUCAAGAAAGAGAAGACUAUCCAGUUUGUGGAGUGGUGCCCCACGGGAUUUAAGGUGGGCAUCAACUACCAGCCGCCGACGGUGGUGCCGGGCGGGGACCUGGCCAAGGUGGAGCGCGCCGUGUGCUGCCUGUGCAACACCACCGCCAUCAUGGACGCGUGGGCGCGCAUCGACCGCAAGUUCGACCUCAUGUUCGCCAAGCGCGCCUUCGUGCACUGGUACGUGGGCGAGGGCAUGGAGGAGGGAGAGUUCUCCGAGGCGCGAGAGGACUUGGCCGCGCUCGAGCUCGACUACCAAGAGGUGCAGGAGGACGCCAACUCCGACCCCGACGAAGAAGAGUACUAG
Messenger RNA from Gryllus bimaculatus (two-spotted cricket), 1311 nucleotides. The record is from the annotation of a GenBank genome assembly. NCBI's taxonomy places the organism in Eukaryota, Metazoa, Arthropoda, Insecta, Orthoptera, Gryllidae.